AUGGCCGCUAUCAUCGAGCAAUACAAGCAGCUCGCGGAGCAGUACUACGAACGAUACUCCGAGCAACUCUGGGAGGCCAUCCCGGUUUUCUCAACCACCACCUAUGUCCUCACCACCAUCGCCGUCUGCCUGCCGCCCAUCAUCGCCCUUGUGAUCUACGAACGCGAGCAGGCAAAGCUCCUGGCCGAGCAACCGCAGGGAUGUCGAAAGUUAGGCAUGAAGAUUGAGAGCAAUCUGCUCAAUGAGUUCGACAAGAAGUUUUCGGAAGGCAGACCUCCUAGCACCGAGGAGACAUCGGCAGAGUGGUGGCGCUUGAAGAGCAUGUGGAUCUAUCCAGUGAAGAGCUGCAAAGGCGUAGAGCUGAACCGUGGAACGAUCAUUUCAACGGGCAUGGAGUAUGACCGUCAGUUUACCUUUGCUCAGUUGAAAAGCCCAUUUCCAGUCAACGCCAACACACCGGAGAAGGACAAGGCAGCACACAAGUGGGAGUUCAUUACUCAGAGGCAAUUUCCGCUCCUAGCCAACGUGCGAACCGAAAUGUGGAUGCCAGACCAGAGUGUCGACACGUACAAACCACAUUGCGACGACGUUGAGAGUGGUGGAGUAAUCAUCAUGAGCUUUCCAUGGCAGGAGCCAGGCUGGAAAGCAGCCGUUGCGAGAUGGGGAGGGUCCUUCCUGGGACGAGUUCCUGAGAAGCAGUUCAGGGUUCCAUUUGACCCAACUCCUGUGCAAAUCGAGAAGGCAGGGUAUUCAUUUGAAAAGAUGACCAUCUGGAAAGACACAGUGAAUUCUUUGAACCUGGAGAUUGACAUCCCGGAAGAGUUGAGAUAUUACCUGGGCAUCAGCAAUAAGUUAGGGCUCUUUCGAAUCGACAAUUCUAAACUCAGAGAAGUCCACAAAAUGGCGCCCACCAAGGCAGAGAUUGGGUAUCAGCCAGUGACGGGAUUCCAAGACUCCUACCCGCUCCACCUUGUCAAUCUUGCCAGUGUCCGGGACGUGGAGAGCAAGAUGCCGUACGUGAAAGGCGCCCCUCGAUUAUCGGCCACUCGUUUCCGUCCAAACCUUAUUAUUACAGGUCCAGAGGCUUAUAACGAGGACACCUGGCGAAAAAUCAAGAUCGGAUUCUAUGAAUACUACGUUUCUUGCAGAACCACCCGCUGUAAGCUACCUAAUGUGGACCAGUCUACUGGUCAAAAUCAUGCUAGCGAGCCCGACAAGACCUUGAGAAGCUUCAGAGCAGUCGAUGAGGGAGCCGGACCAAAUGUCGGAUGUUUAGGAGUACAGAUGAUUCCGAUCUCGAAAGAAAGUGCUCUUCGAGUUGGAGACGAAAUUACAGUUCUCGAAACCGGCGAACAUCGCUACAUUAAGUGA
Molecule: messenger RNA, 1371 nt
Organism: Glarea lozoyensis ATCC 20868
Lineage: Eukaryota; Fungi; Ascomycota; Leotiomycetes; Helotiales; Helotiaceae
Product: MOSC N-terminal
Exons: 2
Coding region: 1-1371 (456 amino acids)
Molecular function (GO): molybdenum ion binding; pyridoxal phosphate binding; catalytic activity
Source: RefSeq, a predicted model, not a curated record